Molecule: messenger RNA, 1635 nt
Organism: Fusarium vanettenii 77-13-4
Lineage: Eukaryota; Fungi; Ascomycota; Sordariomycetes; Hypocreales; Nectriaceae
Exons: 6
Coding region: 1-1635 (544 amino acids)
Biological process (GO): transmembrane transport
Molecular function (GO): transmembrane transporter activity
Source: RefSeq, a predicted model, not a curated record
AUGCCAAAGCCUCGGGCGGCUCAGUCACCGCCAGCUCCUUCGUAUCCGACAGGCUUCGCUUUUGGAAUGACCCUGUUCGCUCUCUUCAUCUCUCUCUUUUGCGUUGCGCUGGACAGCACCAUCAUUGCCACGGCCAUUCCACGAAUCACUGACCAGUUCCACGCACUACAAGAUGUGGGUUGGUACGGGUCGUCUUAUCUCCUGACGAAAUGUGCCUUUCAACUGCCUUUUGGGAAAUGCUUCCGUUUCUUUAGUCUCAAAUGGACCUUUCUUGCUGCCUUGUUCAUCUUUGAGAUUGGCUCGAUUCUCUGCGCAGCUGCCCAGUCCUCGGAAAUGCUUAUUGUUGGUCGCACGAUCGCUGGUGUUGGGUGUGCUGGCAUCUCCAGCGGCGGCCUCAUCAUCAUCGCCAACAUCACACCCAUGGAGAAGCGAGCCACGUACCAGAGUCUUUACGGUGGAAUAUUCGGAAUUGCUUCUGUCGUGGGACCACUGGUAGGUGGAGCAUUCACUGACAAGGUAUCCUGGCGCUGGUGCUUCUACAUCAACCUCCCUCUUGGCGCAGUCUCGGCCGCUUUCAUCGUCUUCUCUUUACGCCUGCCCUCGAAGCCCAAUCCCCUCAAGGAACAAAGAAUCUUGGGACUCCUGUGGAAUCUUGACCCCAUUGGAUUCGUCCUGUUUGUUCCGAGUAUAAUUUGUCUUUUGUUCACUCUCCAGUGGGGAGGCACCACUUACGCCUGGAACAGUGGUCAAAUUAUUGCCUUGUUUGUGGUCUUCGGUGUCACGCUCAUUGCGUUUGUCUGCAGUCAGAUCUGGCUAGGUGAGGCAGGGACUGUCCCACCUCGCAUUGCCAAACAACGAACAAUCUUUGCUUCGAGUUUGUUCACAUUUUGCCUCGCGGGUACCUUCUUUCUUCUCAGCUACUUCAUACCCAUCUACUUUCAGGCUGCUGUCAAAGGGGCAACCGCUCUCAAGUCAGGUAUCGACACGAUCCCUCUCAUUCUCCCCAAUGUCAUUGGCAUCCUCUUCGCGGGCUUCGGAACAAGCAAGAUCGGAUACUACGUCCCCUUCAUCUACCUGGCGGUAAUCAUUGCCCCCAUCGGUGCCGGCCUCUUGACUACUCUUGGAUCUAACACGAGCGCGGGCAAGUGGAUUGGCUACCAGAUCCUCUUUGGCUUCGGAUCUGGCUGUGGCUUCCAACUUCCCCAAGUUGCGGCCCAGAUCGUGUUAUCCCCUCGCGACAUUCCUAUUGGAAUCUCGGUAUCGAUGCUAUUCCAAGGCUUGGGCGGUGCCGUGUUGAUCAGCGCCGCGAAUAACGUGCUCAACGAGAGGUUGCUACACUACAUCAAUGAUCUUGGAAUCUCUGGUGUGAGUGGCAUGGACGUCAUCAACGCUGGUGCCACGGGCUUCCGCAACGUCAUACCCGCUGAGCACAUCGAUCAAGUGGUUGACGCUUAUAAUCAGGCUCUCCGAAAGACCUUUCAGAUUGCCCUGAUCAUGGCGUGUCUCAGUGCUCUUCCCGCCGCCUUGUUGGAGUGGAAGAGUGUUAAGAAGGGUGGGCAUGGCUCGAUAGAGACUAAACCCAAGGCGAAUUCCGCUUCGCCUUCAACAAGCGACAUUGAGAAAGCGUCCUCCUAG